This is a messenger RNA of Caenorhabditis angaria, 2133 nucleotides long. The record is from the annotation of a GenBank genome assembly. Lineage: Eukaryota; Metazoa; Nematoda; Chromadorea; Rhabditida; Rhabditidae.
AUGAAAAUAAUGUCUAGUUUUGUGCUGAAAAUAGUAAUAACUUGUAUUCCAAUCGUUUGUAAUAUCAUUGCUGGAAUUCUCAUAUUUUCAUUUAUCGAUGCACAAAAUGAAAUUGAUCAGAAUGCUAUGAAUAAAACAAUGGAGAAGGCUGUGAGAAUUGAAUCGAAACUCAAUAAAACGAGCGAAAGUUUGAAAUUGCAACCUGAUCUGUUUGGAACGAAUAAUGAAACGGUUUUGGAAUAUUUAGUAUCUCAGUUUAGUCGCGAAUUUGAGACUGAGUAUAUCGAUAAGGUAAUCUUUUUUAUCGAAUAACACUUUGUUUGAAUAACAUUUUCACAGGCAAUCAAUCGGAAUUAUUCAAAACCAUUUUCUAUUUUGCAAACAAAUAAUAAUUGUUCUGCAGGAUAUUCCGAUGAUGAUAUUGCGAAAUUAAAAAUAAAAUUAGUUGAUUUGAUAAGAAUAUUAAAAAAUCACUCAUUAUACAUGAAGGAGAAUUUUGAAACAAUAAAAAAUGCAUGGUUUUCGUUCCCUAAUCUCAAGGAAAAAGAAGAAAUGAUUAUAAAAAAAUUUAUAGAACUCUAUUGGCAAAGGAUACAGGUGUUUUUUGUGUUUCUUAAAACAAAAUUCAUUUCACGUAAAUUUUCAGAGAUUGAACUCUGAUUUGAUCAUUCCAGUCCACGAAGUUGUGAAAAAAACAGUUCGGACAAUUCCCAAAAAUCAAAUAGAAGUUUCGGAGAGAAUUUCUUCUUGGAGAUUAUCGAUUGCUGUUUCAUAUGGUAUUAUAAUCACAAGUUCUAUUGUUUUCUGCGUUUCCGAAAUCUGCUAUUUGGUUUUUGUUGUGAAACAAGGAAGUGACAAGCACUCACUUCUGUUUUUGAAUCUAAUAACAUUAUCCACCCUAUGCUCUCUGAUUAUGUUAAUUGUACUGAUCAUUUUUGGAAUCUUGCAUGCUGUCGAAGUUUUUCCGGAGAAUUCGAUUUCAAUGCCAAAUUUGUCGAAAGUCAGUUUCAAAAAUUUCUUUGGACAACAUUUCAGGUUAGUUUCACUUUACAAGAGAAGUGCAUGGAUGAAACAUAUCGAAAUAUACCAAAUCGAACAUGCUGAUCACGAUUCCGAACUCAAAAAUUGCCACAAGCACUUUUCUUGAACUCCAAAGUUAGAAUUGAGUUCUGGUUGUUGCUCAUUUUCACCUUGUUUUUGGGUGGAAAAUCAAUUUUUUAACUUGAAUUAUAGCUGGUUUUUCAUAUUUUUUGAAAAACUAAAAAGCUGAUAGGUUUUCGAAUUUGGUGAACAACAUUAUUCAUGUUAUUGAUUUUUCUCCCAGGAACUUCACCUUGUAUAUAUUUCGAUAUGUUUCAUUAAAAGUUCAACUUACAGGAAUGUUCAUACGAAAUGCAUUUCGCCCAAAAAAUUUUUUGAAACCUUCCAAAUUUCCAUCAAUCACACGAGAUACGUUGAAAAUGCUUUUAAACUCGAAGAUGAUAUGACAAAACAUAUCAAAAUUUUGAUCAAAAUAUCUCGACAUCCAAAUUUGGAAGAACUCUUGAAUAACAAAGAAGAAUAUCUAGCAACCGAAAGCAAAAUAGCUCGUGCUGAUGCUUGUAUACCAUCCAUGGAAGAUAAAUAUGAAACAUAUGACUUAUAUGACGUUUUUUUUAGAGCAGAACAUAUUAUAGACUGGGACAAAAUUAUGGAUCUGAAACUAGAAACUGUUAUCCGUUUCGCUUUAAGAAAUUACUCUCAAAAAAUGUUAAAAUACAUCAUCCGUAUGAAUGAUAUCUUGCAAACUGCUGAUUUUGAUUGUGAAUAUUUUCAAGUAUCCGAAUACGAGAAUCUCAACUCUCAAAUUUUUGCUCGUUUUUCGAAUUACAAAACAUUUAUUGGACCAUUUGCAUCAGUUCUUAUGAUAAUUUGCUGUAUUUCGAUUUUUGUGGCUCAUUUUAUGAAUUCGAAAAUACUUGGGAAUGAGGAGAAACAACGACAAAUUGAGAUUGUAGAAAAGAAAAAGGUGAGUCACUCUGAAAAUCUCUAAUUUUCUCUAAAAACCGCAGAAGUACACAACGUAAUUGCGGAGUGUCGUUGUUUUUUUUUCAGGUGGAACAAGCGAAGAAGAACGACGAGGAGCGCACUUGA